This is a messenger RNA of Oncorhynchus nerka (sockeye salmon), 8913 nucleotides long. RefSeq names its product brevican (gene bcan). Gene Ontology annotation, molecular function: hyaluronic acid binding. Gene Ontology annotation, biological process: central nervous system development; glial cell differentiation; positive regulation of neuroblast proliferation. Gene Ontology annotation, cellular component: synapse; perineuronal net. The record is from RefSeq and is a predicted model, not a curated record. NCBI's taxonomy places the organism in Eukaryota, Metazoa, Chordata, Actinopteri, Salmoniformes, Salmonidae.
CUGAGGGGUUCUUGUGAAAGUAGACUGUGGUCCUAUUGACUCACAACUGUUACCAAGACACCAUUCAACACAACAGUGCCAGACUGGUGUGAUUAGACUACAGCCCCAGUAGUCAUUAAACAAACAUCAUGCAUUGUCGUCCAGUUUCUUUUCAGUGGAUAAUUUAGCGACGCAUUAGCUUAAUGGCAAUACUCAAUUAAAAGCAUUUGUGUCAAAACUAAAAAAGAUUUAAACUAGAAAUCCCAUUGAUUCAUGUUGCUGUUGUUGACAUCUGUUGGAGCUGACUGUGGACUUGUACUUCAGUGCUGUGGGACCCAUAAAGAGAGGCCCCUGUUGUAUCUUCUCCUGCCUUGGUCAGGGUGUGAACUGUGCUACUGCCUUUGGCUGUUCUGUUUUUCCCCUCCUGUGAAGACCUAUGCUAGGUAUUCAAAGAGAACCGUUCUGUUCUUCUCAUGUUAGCCUUGGCCUAACCUCUAUUGACUGAGCAGGCAACUGAAAACCACGGUAUCGUUGGUGCCAGAGAUCCUGAUGGCUAAAUCCAGGACAUUACACCUUCUCUCCAGAAUGUAUCAGUGAUUCUGAGAGGGCAUGUCGCUCUGUGCCAGACUUCCCGGCUGCCAUCCAUUCACUGGUUAUGUGGACCCUUGUUUUAUCUUGACGGACAUCUUGACUCUUCACAGCUAUCCACUGAGAUUAAAAGACAAUUCAUUUCACACAUUUUUUUGGGGACUUGUUGGAGCUUUCUAUCGUUUCCUCUUGCCAGAUGGUUUUUACCAUUUCAUGUCAAGGAAUAAAUUGUGUCUCAUGCAUAUUUACUUUUAACUCCACUCCCACUUGUGUAGGCACCGCAGAGUGGACCUUUACAAAUGGCAGAGAAGCCUGAGCUCUAAAUUCUGCCACAAAAUGCCUGUAGGUGCCGUGCAGAGAAGUCAUUGCGUAAGGUUGAGAAAUGACCUACCAAUGCAUUCAUCAGUGACACAGCGGAAGAGGUUUGCAGCCUGAGAGAUGAGCCAAACAGGUUCUCAUUAAUGUUGAUUUGAAAAGGCAGUAAAGUAUUAUAGCAGUGCAACAAUCAGGUCAGUGAUCAGAUUUAAUCGCAGGUGGAAUGCAUUUCUUUGUGCCAUGAAGGGAUAUAGCUGAAUGAAUUGGGAAAUGUUGCCUGGAAUGAGAGUAUGUCCAGAGCAAGUUAAAGUUGUAACAUACAUGUGUUUUCUACAAUGAUGUUUUGGCCCUCACAACAUUAUCAAUUUAUAACAUUGAGAUGGAUGGUGGCAAUAACCAAUAAUGAACUAGACGGGGUGGGAAGUGCAUGGCGAAAAUAUCGGCGACUCUCUCUGAGCCAGCCUACAAUCAUACCCAUACCUCUGGGCCUGCAGUCCAACAGCGGCGUCCGUUCCACUGGCUUCCCAGCACCCAUGUUGACCAUCCCGCACCAUGCCUAUAUGUUAGAUUCCUCCACAGCCUGCCACUCAGCCGCGACUGUCAGCUGAGCAAGGCUAUGAACAAAGCCGUAUUCACCCUCCCCUCUUACCAAGACCUCUUGCUCAGCACUACUACUAUGCUACACCCACUUUUCUAACUUCUGUCUGUUUAUACUGUUGGGCCAUUAAAACCUCUGUGGCUGGCCAGCAUCCACCCUCUGUCCACAAGUGGUGAGCAUAGCAGACAUGAAUCACAACUCUGACUCUGCAGCCUGUCCACGAGAAAGCAAGGUCCUGCUUUGUGUCUAGUUGGAAAUCUGUACAUAAUCGUUUCCCACGUACUUUCAACCUGUAUCAUGUGUUUGACUUUUAUAGGAAACGGUUAACUCUGAUAGCUGUGAAAGGACAAAUAGUUCCUCCACACACUAAUAUUGUUGUGCAAGUAAUCCAAUACAGGUCUUGAUGAAUCCAUAGAGAUUUAGUUAAAUUGGGAACUGAAAUUGCAUAAGCAUCCAAAUGGAACUCAAAGCAAUGUGAUUGUGACACUUUGUUUGGCCUUUCAUGUCGACAGGUUGAGCAAAAACAUCUGCUAUCAUCCACGUUAGUCAAGAUUAUCCCAGAUUACUAACCCUUAAUCAAUCCCUUUGUGCAGGGGCACAUAAUGAGGAUAAUGUUCGAUUGUUCACCAUUAGCUGUUAACCCUCAGUCUUGCAUGAAUUACUCAUUUCUUGAGAGUUUUGCAAUAUUUCAGGGGAGCUUGUAGGAGGAGUAUUUUAAUGAAGAUUCCCCUCUCGCCUUUUUAUGAGUGAUCAGCGAUGGUCAUAACUAGUUAUAUUCUUCAUGACAGGCAAUGAAUAGGCCUAAUCAAAUCAUCAUGAUAUGUUCUAUUCUCACUGAAUUUGCAGCAUGGAAACAAAUAAUUUGUGGUUUACAAGUUUGGUUGAUAAAUUUAAACAUUUAUGCAAGAUUUCUCUAAAUAAAAAUUGAAAGAUUGAAAAACCAGCAGACUGAAGUGCUGUUUUCUUUUAAUUGUAGUAUCUGUAACUGGAGUAUGUGAAUGGGCGCUGCUGGUAGCCUAUAGGGCUCACUUCAGCAUUCUCAGUGGUGCCCUCUGCUGCAAGAUGGUGUGGGAUCAUGCUUUUCACAUGUGUUGCUUAUCGGACCGCAAAGCAUCCCGAGUCCUGCUUUGACAGACUGACUUGCAAACUUUGAAUUCAGGCUAUUGACUUCUGAUAUUAUUUUCCCUUAAAGUGAUUCCUUCAACCUGCAUCCUUGUGAGUGAUUGAUUUGUCUUUUCGUUAUCCCCCCACAUCCCCCCUUUUCCAUUGUCCCGCAAAUGGGAAAGUGUUCUUUGUCGGAGGAAGAAAGUGGGCUGUUCAAGAUUUUGGUGUGCAUAAUUCUCUGCCCCCCAAUCCCUCUUUACUUUGCUUCCUUCGCUGGCGGACGGAGCUCAAAUCGUUCUUUAGCUUUUUCAAUUCAACGUGGGGAAUCCUCGUACCGGACAACUCAUUGUCUAAUUUCAUUCAAAUUUGCUGGAAAAAUAUUUAUUAGAAGUUGCACCUGUCGAGUCUGCUUCAAAAUACAAAGGUACACAGAAAGGAUCUUUUGAGUGCGUCGUUUAAAUGAGAUUGGAGAUGCUCCCAUCUUUGCUGCUAUGUGCCAUCUGUCUGCUCAUCCUACCGUCCUCCUCUACCCCCAGCCAAGCCUCAGAUGACUCCAGACUCCUACAGGUGACCAUCCCUACGACCCCUCCCUUAUCUGAUCUUGGGGGCUCUCUUACCCUACCUUGCCUGGUGUCUCUGUCCCACCCGCCCCCCAACAUGAAUGGCCGCCGCGCCGUCCUCUCCCUACCCAGGGUCAAGUGGAGCAUGCUGUCCCAGGGGCACGAGACUGAGAUCCUUGUGGCCCGAGGGGACAGGGUGAAGGUCAGCGAGGCCUACAAGGACAGAGCCUCCCUGCUCCAUUACGCUUCCUCCCCGGCCGACCUCACCCUGAGGCUGGAUGGCCUGCAGUACAACGACUCUGGCUUCUACCGCUGUGAGGUGCAGCAGGGCCUGGAGGAUGCCGACGGUGUGGCUCAGGUCAAGGUCAAAGGGGUGGUGUUCCACUACCGGGAUGCUUCCAGUCGCUAUGCCUUUACCUUUGCGCAGGCCCGGGACGCCUGUGAAGAGAUCGGGGCUCACAUCGCCACCCCAGAGCAGCUCUUGGCAGCCUACCACAGUGGCUAUGAGCGGUGUGAUGCGGGCUGGCUCUCAGACCACUCAGUGAGAUAUCCCAUCCAGAUGCCACGAGAGGGAUGUUUUGGAGACAUGGACGGGCAUCCUGGAGUGAGGAACUAUGGGCUGCUGGAACCUGAUGAGCUGUACGAUGUAUACUGUUAUGUGGAGAACAUAGAGGGGGAAGUGUUCCAUGGCUCUUCCCCCCGAAGUUUCACCCAGUGGGAAGCUAAGGCCUAUUGUCUGGCUCAGGGAGCGGAGCUGGCUACCACAGGUCAGCUGUAUGCAGCCUGGAAUGACGGACUGAACGCCUGCAGCCCGGGGUGGUUGGCUGAUGGGAGUGUACGCUACCCCAUUGUCACUCCCAGGGAGCGUUGUGGUGGAGGGGAGCCUGGGGUCAGGACUGUCUAUCGCCAUUUGAACCAGACAGGCUUUCCAGAGGCACACACUCGCCAUGACACUUACUGCUUCCGAGGCAACAGCAACACUCACACCGAAUCUCCCCAUGAUUACCUGGCAACAGAGCCAGAGGACAUCGGCCAGGGCAUUGUGACGCUGUCUGAGCCUCUGGAGGAAUUCAGCCUGGGUCAGGUGACGGAGCAGGUGAUGAGCGAAGAAGUUCAGGGCUACCUGACUGCACUCCCUAUUCCAGCGGAGCAGCACCCAUCAGAGCAUAUAGAGGAGCAGGGGGCUGUCCCUGGGGAGCAGUACCCAGAGCAGGGGGCUGUCCCUGGGGAGCACGGAGAAGAACAAGGGGUUGUUCCUGGAGAACACGGAGAGGAGCAGGGGGGUGUUACUGAGGAGUCGUACAUCAAGGAGGACGGAGAGGAGCAGGAGGCUGUGCCUGGGCAGCACAGAGAGGAACAGGGGGUUCAUCAUGGGGAGCAGUACCCAGACCAGCCUGGAGAGGAGCAGGGGGCUGUCGAUGACCCGGGCCCUACUGUAGUCUAUCACGAGGAGCUACCCUUUCCGGUUGAACCCCAAGACCCAUUCACCCCCACAUCCUUCCCCCAAGACCUGGAGCCCACAGAGGACACCUGGCAGCUGGUGAAAGAGGUCAGCAACCCAGAAUCAUAUCAGCCUGCCCCUGAGGAGGCAAACGUAGAUUCAAACUACCCAGUCACACCCUAUGAUGAGCUGAAUGCAAACCCAACACUGUAUCCACCUUCUCCCGAGACAAAUUAUGAAUCAGAUGAUCUUACAACUGCUCAUGAAGACAACAUUGGUAUCCCCGAUCCCUACCAGCCCUCGUUAGAGUCAAACAUGGAAUCAGGAGAGCCCUCUAUAGAGGGUGUACCAGGGACUGCUCUGGAGGCCCCCGUGCCCACCACAGCAUAUGAGGAGGUGGACAGGUCCAGUGAUCCACAGCCCAUGCCUGGCACAACCCCUGAGAGUGGUGAGUCUCAGUAUGGUAUUUCAGAGGAAAGCCAUAUGCAAACAGGGAUCACCCAGGAGACCGAACACUACACUUUUACCUCUGAGACCGCAGGCUACAAUGUAUCAGGAGUUGAAGCCACUACUAGUUAUGACAGCUCUCCAGAGGAGCAACUGGAAAGCGGGCUGCCCAUACCUCCUAAGGAAGACCACUCCGGAGAUGAGCAUGCCAUCCAGGUGGAGCAUGUCACGGACACGGUCUACCCAAGCACCUCUUAUGACCUCUCAGGAGGGUCCAUCAGGCCUGAGGGAGCCAUCGCUGGGGGUGUCGAGGAGACAUCUGUAUCUUCCACUUCACCUCAUGAGGAAACGGAGCUCUUCCCUGACCAGUCCACCACUCAGCCUCCAUACUGGGAGAACACACCUGAAUACCACCGAACCAACUCUGUGGACCACAGUGCCAGUGUCCUUCCCCCUGAGGAGCAUAGCACAUCACUGGACUCAUUGGUCCUCCAGACAGGGGAGAACAGUGGCUCUGCUACUGCUGAGUCAGGAGACCUGGCUACCCUAAGCCCAGUGGAGAUGGACCCCUAUGAACUGAUCCCUACCUCUGAAUAUGCUUAUGACCCCACUCAGGAGCAGUCUGGUGUCACGUCACCCGACUCCUCUACCCUAGAUGACCAUGUGGAGCAGGAGGCAGGAGGCACAGUGGACACAUUACCAGAAGUUUCCAAUGGUUCCACUGACCAGGAUGAGCACACUGACCUGGGUUCAGUUCCAACUGACAAAGUCCUUACAGUUAUUUAUGACACUGACUCUAGUGAAGCCUCUGGGGUCCACAAGGGAAUGCUUGACAUUACCCUUUUGACAUCCCCCAUACCUAUAACCUAUUCCCCCCCGACCCAGCGUUCCGUGGAAGCAGGGGCCAGCUCCCCAGGUGACUUCAUAACCGUCAUCCCAGAAUCCAGCGUUCCAUCUGGGUUUGAACCUCUGGAGGAAGGGCUGGAGAAGGUGGAGCAAGAGGGGUUGGGUGAUAUCCCAGAAGUAGUCGAAACUACUACCCCAGAGACAGCUUCUGGUGAGGAGGGGAGUGGAGAUGAGGAGAAUGGUCAGGAGGUGAGUGGAGAAGAAGAGAGUGGAGGCAAGGAGAGUGGUCAGGAGGCGAGUGGAGGCAAGGAGAGUGGUCAGGAGGCGAGUGGAGGCAAGGAGAGUGGUCAGGAGGUGAGUGGAGGCAAGGAGAGUGGUCAGGAGGCGAGUGGAGACGAGGAGAGUGGUCAGGAGGCGAGUGGAGGCAAGGAGAGUGGUCAGGAGGCGAGUGGAGGCAAGGAGAGUGGUCAGGAGGCGAGUGGAGACGAGGAGAGUGGUCAGGAGGCGAGUGGAGACAAGGAGAGUGGUCAGGAGGCGAAUGGAGGCAAGGAGAGUGGUCAGGAGGCGAGUGGAGGCAAGGAGAGUGGUCAGGAGGCGAGUGGAGGCAAGGAGAGUGGUCAGGAGGCGAGUGGAGGCAAGGAGAGUGGUCAGGAGGCGAGUGGAGGCAAGGAGAGUGAUCUGAAGGUGAGUGGAGAUGAGGACGGUGACCAGGAGGUGAGUGGCCAAGAGGAGGUGGAGUCCGGCCUAGGAUCAGGAUCAGACGAGGAGCACUCUGAAUCUGCUGAAUCUGGAGAAAGCUCAGGGAUCCUUGAACCAGAAGUCCCAUACAUGAAUGAAACUGUCAUUCUCAUCAAUGGCACAACUGUCAACAGCACAGAUGAAAGCGAGCCUGAGUCGAGCACAGAUGCGCCUUCUACUGAUAUGGAGAUCACGCUGCUCUCUGACUUGUCCCAGACCCCCCUGCCCUCCCCCACCAUACCCCAAGAGUCCCGGGCUGAUGUAAAUCUGGAGUACAGUGGGGAGACCUCACUCACUGAGGACCCUGACUCCAUCACUCCACUCACUAAUGAGCCUGAGGAGACCCCCAGCCCGACGCCCACCACAGAGGACUAUGAUGACCAGACUACGACGGCAGCACCCCUAUAUCCAGAGGACGUUGAUGAGGAGAAACUGAUUACCAUUCCUACUACUCCAAGAUUUGGGAACAUUUCAGAUUCCUGCCAUGAGAAUCCUUGUUAUAACGGGGGAACAUGUGUUGACAGUGGGUCUUCAACCAAGUGCCUUUGCUUGCACACCUAUGGAGGAGACAUGUGCCAGACAGACCUGGAGGUGUGUGAGCCGGGUUGGGAAAAGUUCAUGGGCUUCUGUUACCGACAUUUCACCAAGCGCCAGGGCUGGGAGGUGGCAGAGCAGCACUGUCGUAUGUGUGGCGGUCACCUGAUCUCAGUCAUGACCCCUGAGGAACAGGACUACAUUAAUGAUAAGUACAGAGAGUACCAGUGGACGGGACUGAAUGACAGGACCAUAGAAGGAGACUUCCGCUGGUCUGACGGGAAUCCUCUGUUGUAUGAGAACUGGUACCGGGGCCAGCCUGACAGUUACUUCCUGUCUGGAGAGGACUGUGUGGUGAUGGUAUGGCAUGACGGGGGGCGCUGGAGCGAUGUGCCCUGUAACUACCACCUCUCCUACACCUGCAAGAAGGGCACCUCUUUCUGUGGCCAGCCCCCCAUCAUUGCCAAUGCCAAGGUGUUUGGUAAGUUGCGUCUGCGCUACGAGACCAACUCCAAGGUACGCUACUACUGUGAAGAAGGAUUCCUCCAGACACAGAACCCCGUCAUUAAGUGCCUAUCCAACGGCCAAUGGGAGGAGGCUCUGAUCACCUGUCACCCUGCCCUGACCAACUUGGCAGAGGGAGAGCAGAAGGUCACGACGCCACCCUAUCAGAACGAGGGGGUGGAGGUGGUGGACACAGCCACGGAGAAAGCCACUUCAGAGUUCUGGGACAUCAAGUGGAACUAAUAAGCUCAUCAAACUCAAUUAUGCCCCUUCCCUCUGCCCCCUUCCCUGGAAUCCUAUGUUCCACUCAAAGACUGUCCAACCUUGUCCCUCCAACAAGGUGGAGCCUUGUAAAAUAAAUGUUCUCCCUGAGAACAAGUCAUCACAUUCCUGUCACCAGCGCUUUCCAGAAUAAACCCAUUUAGAACAUCAACAGACUUGAUCGAUCACACUUACAAUAAGAGUACAUCCCAACAUAAGGCCACUACUAGAGGAAAUUGAUCACAUUUGCACAGUACAGUUUGUCAUUGGAAUGAGCUUUAACGAAGAUGUCCCAUCCAUCAUUGGGCUUGUUUGUUGCAUGUGAUUGUUGACUAGUGAAAUACUUCAAUGUCCACCUGUGCUACGACACUGUUGGAUUACUGUAUUUGACUGCCAGUAACAUGUAUUAUGACAUGUUUAUGAUGGUAUACAGUAUGAUUUUGAUGGAGAGUUUUAGUAAAAUGCAACCUAAAUCUCAACCUCAGCUGGUCUGACAUUAACUGAAGCCACUUUCCCACUCUCUGCCACAAAGACAGAAUUAAGAUUUCCACUUUUGUAUGCUUUUGUAUAAGAAGAUCUCCUUAUCAAUCCACAUCUUCUCAAUUCCCACAACCCAAAGCAUUUUCUCAACAUGUCCUCUUAUGUGCUUCUUUGUUUUUCAGGUGUCUUAAACUUUAGACCCAAUAUUAGAAGCCGAUAUCCACUUUAAAAGUACUUGGUUUGAGAAUAGCCAGAAUCCAAAGUUUGUUAUUUUAAAACGUAAUCCCUAAGAUACUAGGAAGAACAUGUGAAAAUGUCCACAAUGGUAUUUCAAUUUUCAUGCAUCAAUUACAUCAUUGUCUUAGUUCCAGUGGAAGUACUACUUUACGUUGGUAGUGUUUAACUGUAAUCAAAUAAUUCUAAUUGCUAAUCCCAUUUGUGACUGCACAAUUACACAAUGAACUUGUUAUGAAAGAAAAAAGGUCAUUGUAAAACGAAUUAAAACUUAAUUUUGUUAA